AUGGCCCCAAAAGUUGACUUUGCCUUUGGUUUUGGAACUUUUGACCCGUUGCUCCUGCCCCCGCCCCUGAUUCCUCUCCCCCAGGACAAGGGUCUUCCCCCUCCGCCGAGUGCGUCCCUGGCCCCAACGCCUGCCCCCGUUCCCCCAGCUUCUGACGCGUUGCUUGACGACCACCCGCCCCAGGGCUUGGCCCCUCCGCUGAUCCCCCUCCCGCCUCCCCUCACCCCUCCAGCCGCGUUGGCUGCGGACCCGGAUUACGACCCGCGGAACGACGGCCCCCGCCGCCCUGUCCGCCAUAACCGUACCCGGCGCCUGGCACUUUUCAUUUCAGAGCGUCCGGUAAUGUCUGAGGAGGAAUCCUCCCAGGGCAGUCUUUCUACUUCUGUUUCAGGUCCGGACGAGGCAUCAGACGAGGCUGGCGAUGAGCGACCCAUGCUGAGACAGCCUGCUAACCUGGACGCUGUUGGCGAUGAGCGACCCAUGCUGAGACAGCCUAUUAACCUGGACGCUGUUGGCGAUGAACGACCCAUGCUGAGACAGCCUGCUAACCUGGACGCUGUGUAUCCUGACACGGACGGUUCCAGUGCCCACCUGUCGAGUCCGGAUCCUGACGAUGUCGCCCGGAGCUGUGCUGCUGACGUUCUGAGCCCGACGCCACGUGCGACGCGCGACGCUUCCGACACCCCGCGAUCGAGACCACACCACCCGCCGUGGAAGCGCCGACGUCCGGCCCAGUACUGA
Molecule: messenger RNA, 741 nt
Organism: Branchiostoma belcheri (Belcher's lancelet)
Lineage: Eukaryota; Metazoa; Chordata; Leptocardii; Amphioxiformes; Branchiostomatidae
Product: wiskott-Aldrich syndrome protein family member 2-like
Exons: 1
Coding region: 1-741 (246 amino acids)
Source: RefSeq, a predicted model, not a curated record